Messenger RNA from Oryctolagus cuniculus (rabbit), 1836 nucleotides. NCBI's taxonomy places the organism in Eukaryota, Metazoa, Chordata, Mammalia, Lagomorpha, Leporidae. The record is from RefSeq and is a predicted model, not a curated record.
UCUUCUUCUGCCCCCAGUUCAGCCUCAGUGCCAUGGAUGAGAGCAACAGGACCCUCUCUGGGGACUUCACCCUGGCAGGCCUCUUCCCUCACAGCAGUGCCGCUGGGCUCCUGUUCAGCAUCAUCUGUGCCAUCUUCUUCUCGGCCAUGCUGGCCAAUGGGGUCAUGGUCUUCCUGAUCCACGUGGACCCCCAGCUCCACACCCCCAUGUACUUCCUGCUCAGCCACCUGUCUGUCCUUGACAUGAUGUACAUCUGUACCAUCGUGCCCAAGAUGCUGGUGGACCACCUGCUGGGCCGGGGCACCAUCUCCUUCGUGUCCUGUACGGCCCAGUACUUCUUGUACAUGGGCUUCGUGGGGGCCGAGUUCUUCCUCCUGGGGCUCAUGGCCUAUGACCGCUACGUGGCCAUCUGCAACCCACUAAGAUACCCUGUCCUCAUGAGCCGCCGGGUCUGCUGGCUCAUCCUGGCCAGCUCAUGGUCUGGUGGGGCUCUGGACAGCUUCCUCCUCACGCCCCUCACCAUGAGGCUCCCCUUCUGUGCCUCGCACAAGAUCAACCACUUCUUCUGUGAGGCGCCCACCAUGCUGAGGCUGGCCUGCGGGGACAAAGCCGCCUAUGAGAUGGUGAUGUACGUGUGCUGCGUCGCGAUGCUGCUGCUCCCCUUCUCCGUGGUGGUAGCAUCCUAUGCCCGGAUCCUGCUCACUGUGCGCCGGCUCAGCUCCGUGGAGGGCCAGAGGAAGGCCUUGGGCACCUGCACUUCACACCUGGUGGUGGUGACGCUCUUCUAUGGGGCCGCCCUGUACACGUAUAUGCUGCCACCAUCUUACCACACCCCAGCACAGGACAAGGUCUUCUCCGCCUUCUACACCAUCCUCACCCCCCUGUUAAACCCACUCAUCUAUAGUCUGCGCAACAGGGACGUGGCAGGGGCCUUCAAGAGGGUUGUGGCAAGACACCGAGGGGCCUGUGGUGUUGCAAAGAAAGAAUUCUAGAACUGCACCUGUUCCACAGCUCAUUCUAGUACAGCGCCACUGGUGCUGCGGCAGCUACCACACCAGAUGUGUCAAAGCAGGCUCAGCCAUGCUUCCAUUUUGGCUUCCACACUCAAGCAGUGCCAGAGCCCUGCACACACGACUUGGCUUUGUUCCUCCUUUGUUUCCACUGGUUCCAAUUCUUCUUUCAUCUCAGCUCUGAUCGCAUUUCGUGGUUACCACUGUCCCUAAAUGCCUGGCUACUGUUUCAUACUCAGCCCGUCUUCAAUGUCCUCUUAAGACCGGUGACUUUGGCUACAGGAUUUAAAUGGCCAGUUUGUGGAACCGAUGGAAUAUUUGGGGAUUCUGACAUCUGAAGCACUGUUAAACCUCAACAGGGGAAGGGCAUUUGGCUUAGCAGCUAAGACAAUGAUUAGGAUUCCCGUGUUCCAUUUUGGAUGUCGAUGUUCAAUACCUGGCUCUGGUUUCUGACUCCAGCUUCCUGCUAAUGCAGUCCAGAGGGACAGCAGUGAUGGCCCAAGCAUUUAGAUCCCUACCACCCAUGUGGUAUAGACCCAGAUGGAGUCCUUGGCUCAUGACUUCAGUCAGGGAUAGGUUGUAGGCGUCCGCGGGGUGAACCAGCAGAUCAGUGUUCUCUCUCUCUAUGCCUCUUGAAUAAUAAAACAAAAACAAAAACAAACGAAAGACUUCAAAGGAAAUACUUACAUAAAGAAACAGAUUUAGAAAAUCCAAAUAGCCCUUUCUUUGACUAGCAACUGGAAAAAAAGUAUUUUCUAAAUCUGCACAUGGGAAAAAUGACUCAUGAGUUUUUGUAGAAAUGCAAAACCAGGGUUCUACUAUGUUG